Molecule: messenger RNA, 1359 nt
Organism: Paramecium tetraurelia
Lineage: Eukaryota; Ciliophora; Oligohymenophorea; Peniculida; Parameciidae
Exons: 5
Source: RefSeq, a predicted model, not a curated record
AUGAAAGAGGAAACAUAGAUAUUUAGGGUAAAAAAGUAAAUCCAUUACUUCGCCUGGCAUUGCUUUGCUCCCUAUGCAUUUUUAGGUUAUUUCAUGACAAUCCCAAGUGCAGCAGAACCAUCCUGGCUAAAGAUCAAUCAAACUAAACAUAAAUACAAAAUCGAUUUCAAUUGGAUGAAUGUUGCAUUUCUGAUAGGUUAUUUGCUUGCAAGUGGCAUUGAGAUGAAAGGCAAUUUGAGACAGAUAAUGAUUAAAUGUGAGACAAUGCUUAUCGUGGCUCUGGUGUUGCAAUGGUUUCUCCCCUUUAGAGAAGGCACCCUGAUAGUGAGAGUAUUUAUGGGAGCCUUAAUCAAUCUGGACAUAAAGUACAGCAAUGUCUAUUUUAAAACUAUGAUGAAGCCUAUUGAAGUUUAUAUUAAGAAAAAAUUUCCAGAAUAAUUAAAUGUAAAAAACCUAGGUCAGUUUUUAUGUCAGUAUCAAUAUAUGGCUUUUGGAAUUGGAUGGACAAUUUAAGGACUCAUGGCUUACAGUUAUCCCAAAAUCGAGAUGCUUAACAAGUUGAAGAUUUAUGAUGAUUGUGUUCUGUGGAAUUUGUUAAUCUCUUUGCCAACAGUCUUUUUGGCAAUUAGAUUGAUCAAUUUGCAUCUUUCAUUUAAUUAUGAUGAUCUGAAGACUUGUACUCCGAAUGAGGCUGAGUACUUCUUGGCCAAUAUGUUCAAGAAAGCCAAUGUAGAAGAAGUCAUAGACAUGUACCACGAAAAACGGCUUGUUGAUAAUGACGAGUACGAAUUAGAUGAAUAAAAGACUCUCAAAAUCAUUUAGAUCAUCAUGUAUUCAAGCAGCACCAUGAUGUUGGUGUUCUUUAUUAAUCGUUUGAAUGUUGAUUCCAAUGGUGUUAUCUAUUAAUCUAUGCCUUUUCAUUACUUCAUUUUUGGAUUGACAAUGGUUUUGGCAAACUACUUGCCUUGUAGAUUAUUUUACAAGGUUCCAUAAUUGUUACUGUACAGAUUAAGCUUGUUCAUGAGCAUUAUUAUCAACUUGGCAUUGGUGAUAAGCAUUUAAAUUUAAUCCUAUUAUUUCAUUUUGAUCUCUUGCAUCUUGACAAUAUUUAGUAAUGGGGUGGGUUUAUUCUCAUUCACCAGUAGCUAUAAUUAUUACGUUGAUGAUUUCAUGCCAAUCCAACUGAGUUAAGGCUUGAGUUUAGCAGUGUUGGUUGGACUGCAAUUUUUUAUUCGAGAGUAAGUGUUUGGAUUAAGUCUAAUGAUAAUUACUAUAUUAGGAAUAUUCAUAUGGAGAAGAGUGUAAAACUUAAUUGAAUAGGACGAAGAAGAUGAAGAUAAUGCUAAAUUGAUUAUGUGA